This is a messenger RNA of Penicillium atrosanguineum, 354 nucleotides long. RefSeq lists its product as uncharacterized. The transcript is spliced from 2 exons. The record is from RefSeq and is a predicted model, not a curated record. Lineage: Eukaryota; Fungi; Ascomycota; Eurotiomycetes; Eurotiales; Aspergillaceae. Bases 1 to 354 code for a protein of 117 amino acids.
AUGCCUAAGGCGCCGGCCAAGUCUGCUCACGCUGGCUCUCCCAAGCGAGGCGCCAUGACUACUGACGACCACGUCCGUUUCCUCUGGGUCGCCAUCCAGACCAAGGAGGAGAACUUCACUCCCAACUUUGAAGCCCUCGCCGAGCAGCUUGGCAUCAACGAGGGCGCAGCUCGCCAGCGCUUCCGCCGCCUGAAGCUGAAGCUCGAGGAAAAAGACCAGGAGAAGGCGACGAAGCAGAACAACCAGAAGUCCGAGAAGAAGUCCGCCGAUAUUGAGGGCGAGAAGGAGCCUAACGAUGGCGAUGACAUGGAGUCUGACGACCAUGUGGAGCAAGUUGUGCUCUUUGAGGGAUGA